AUUUUCAUCACUACAUCAUUUUCCUUUGCAAAUAAUUUGAUUUGUUCCAAGAAAAAUAUGGGUUUCAAUUAUUUUAGUGCAAUUUUCCUCCUUGUAAUAGCCACCGUGGUGGCGGCUGGCCUAGCUGAAACGGUGGUCGUUGGUGGGUCGGAGGGGUGGCGGUACGGCUACAACUACACCGAUUGGGCUCUCAAACAUGGUCCCUUCUACAUUAACGACACUCUAGUGUUCAAGUAUGGUCCUCCGAGCAAGGAGAGCCGGCCGCACAGUGUGUAUCUGCUGCCGAAUCUCUACAGCUACGCGACAUGCGAUUUCAGCAACGCGAGGCUGUUAUCGAACCUGAACGAGGCGGACGGGAACGCCUUCUCUUACGUGCUAAAUCAGUGGAGGCCUCAGUACUUGGCCAGUGGAGAGGGCGACGGCAGUGACUGCAAAGAGGGGCUGAUGAAGUUCUUUGCUGUUCCUCUGCCUCGUUGGUUCAAUUAAGUUCACAGAAACAGUAGAUGAAAACUAAGACAUACUGAAUAAAUGUUUGAGCAAUGAUCUAUUGUUGCUGCUGCUAUAUUGAAACUUUGAUGAUCUUUUUCUGUCCUAAAUAAUACAAAUCAAGAGACAUGAUGUAUUAGUACUAUUUGCAAAAUAAAUGGUAUAGAUCUUUUUAAUUGACCGAUGUU
Sesamum indicum (sesame) is the source of this 674-nucleotide messenger RNA. RefSeq lists its product as uncharacterized. The record is from RefSeq and is a predicted model, not a curated record. Gene Ontology annotation, molecular function: electron transfer activity. Lineage: Eukaryota; Viridiplantae; Streptophyta; Magnoliopsida; Lamiales; Pedaliaceae.